Molecule: messenger RNA, 5037 nt
Organism: Carassius carassius (crucian carp)
Lineage: Eukaryota; Metazoa; Chordata; Actinopteri; Cypriniformes; Cyprinidae
Product: sarcolemmal membrane-associated protein-like
Exons: 24
Coding region: 296-2830 (844 amino acids)
Biological process (GO): protein localization to plasma membrane; regulation of voltage-gated sodium channel activity; regulation of membrane depolarization during cardiac muscle cell action potential
Molecular function (GO): protein binding
Source: RefSeq, a predicted model, not a curated record
GGAUGAAGAUGCUCAAGUUGUGGACUGUCAAAUAAAAAUAAACAAUUUUUGUAUGGAAUUGGGCAGCUGGGUUGGCAUCAUGGGGGUCUCGCAAGGGGGCAUCAAGAAGUCUUCUACAUAGUGUCUAACUACAAUCAUUUUGACGUUAUGUAGUCCGCUGGAGAGUCUUGUCAAGAGUUUUUCAUUAAAAAGACAAUUAGAAAGAUUGGAGAAUUGGAGCAAGAAAGUGGCCAGUCUGGAUCAAGAAGCUCUUUCUUUCGUCUCUGGUUGGAGUAGCACUCCCAAGCCAUCCUCAAUGCCUUCAGCGCUGGCCGUGUUCACCUGUUGCCCGAAUUCACACCCGUUUCAGGAACGUCAUGUCUACCUGGAUGAGCCGGUCAAGAUCGGGCGCUCGGUGGCCCGGUGUCGCCCUGCCCAGAACAAUGCCACCUUCGACUGCAAAGUGCUGUCCAGGAACCACGCUCUGGUGUGGUUCGACCAUAAGACGGGGAAGUUCUAUCUUCAGGACACCAAAAGCAGCAAUGGCACCUUCAUCAACAGCCAGCGUCUGAGCCGAGGGUCGGAGGAGAGCCCUCCCUGUGAGGUUCUCUCCGGUGACAUCAUUCAGUUUGGGGUGGAUGUGACGGAGAACACCCGGAAAGUCACUCAUGGCUGUAUAGUGUCAAGCAUCAAGCUCUUCUUACCAGAUGGCAUGGAAGCUCGGCAGCGAUCAGAUGUUGUUCCCGCACCACUGCCACUGGCUCUUGAUAAGGUGUCCGCAAAUACACCCAGUAUGUAUUCUCAGGAACUGUUUCAGCUGUCCCAGUACCUGCAGGAGGCCUUACACAGAGAGCAGAUGCUGGAGCAGAAGUUGGCCACUUUACAGAGACUGCUGGCCAGCACACAGGAAGCAUCAGAGAGCAGCUGGCAGGCUUUGAUCGAUGAAGACCGGUUACUCUCUAGAUUGGAGGUGAUGGGGAAUCAGUUGCAAGCAUAUUCAAAAAACCAAACAGAAGAUGGUAUCCGAAAGGAGCUUGUAGCUUUAACAGAGGACAAACACAACUAUGAGACGACAGCCAAAGAGUCCCUGAGGCGGGUCCUUCAGGAGAAAAUAGAGGUGGUCAGGAAGCUGUCCGAGGUGGAGAGGAGUUUGAGUAACACAGAGGACGAGUGCACACACUUGAGAGAGAUGAACGAACGCACACAGGAGGAGCUCAGAGAACUCGCCAACAAAUACAACGGAGCUGUCAAUGAAAUCAAGGAUCUCACCGAAAAGAUCAAGUUGGCAGAGGGCAAACAUGAGGAGCUCAGUCAGAAAGGCUUGAAUGAGAAGAAAGAGCUACAGGUGAAGAUCGAAGAGAUGGAGGAGAAAGAGCAAUCGCUUCAAGCUCGAAUCGAAGCUCUGCAGGCGGACAACGACUUCACGAAUGAGAGACUAACAGCCCUGCAAGUCCGGUUAGAACAGCUGCAGGAGAAAAGCAUAAAGGAAAACAACAGUUUAGACCACUUUCUUUUAAAGAGUGGAGGAGACUGCACUUUAAUUCAACAGUACAUUGAGUGUCAAUCGGUGAGGCAGCUGAAGGACGCAGUGGACUCAUCUAUUAACAAGCUGUCCAACUUUGACGAAGUCAUUGAUGCACAUCUUCAGAAUAACCAGACGACAGUGGACAACAGCUUGGCCAGUCCAGACAGACUUAAAGAAAACCAGACAGACGCUAAAGAGUGCGAUAUGUCAGAUACUCUGAGCCCCAGCAAGGAGAAAAGCAGUGACGACACAUCAGACGGACAAAUGGAUGAACAAGAACUGAACGAGCCCCAGAACAGGGUUUCUCUUCUGAAAGAAAUGGACAGGAACCUGGAAGCUGGAGACACUGAGCAGGUCAUUCCUCACCUCCACCGAGAGCUGCAGGAGGCCCAGGAGCUCGCCAACACUGGCAAACAGAAAUGCCUCGAGCUGCAAGCCCUGCUGGAGGAGGAGAGGAGAACCAACAGACAGCAGACUGAAGAAUCUGCUAAACAGAUCCGCUUCUUACAGACUCAACUGGCGAAGCUCCAGUCUGAUAUGGAGGCGUUGCGUGAGCAGAGAGAGAACACUAUCAGCAUCACCCGAGAGGAGCUCUACAGCGCACAGGAGGAGAUCCUGGUUCUCCGGCACGCUAUGGAGACCGCCACCACCGAGCGGGAACGAGAGAUCGCCGCCCUGCAGGGAGACCUGAGCACCGUCACCGCCGAACUGGACAAGUGGAGACAGACGGCAGCCAAGUAUGAAGUGGAGAUCAGCAACCUGCAGGCCAGCUUCCAGCUCCAGAGCCAGCACCAGGAAAGAGCUAGCCAACUCCAAGGUGAAUUGGAGAAGCUUCAGGGCGAGUGCUGUAGUCUGCAGAAUGAAUGUGACGGUCUGCGGGCUGAGAAGACAACACUGAUGCAGAAACUCCACGGACUAGAGGAAGAGCUCGACAGCUCCAGAGAGCAGAGCGCGACGUUGAGCAGCAGCCUAAACGCUCUGGAGAAAUCCCAGGGUGCCCUGGAGAACAAACUGGGCUCAAUACAAGACCAGCACCAACAGGACGCUAGCAAACUGAAGAUCCAGCUGGCUCAAGCCGAAAGCCGCACCAGGGACCUGCAGAAAGAGUACGACGACACUCAGAAUCUGCUCUCAGAUCUGCGGCAGCGGUAUGAGCAGACGGAGCAGGAGAAACACUCAAUCCACGACGAGCUGGAGCAGUGCAAGGUCAACCUCAAGCUCCUGCAGGAGAAAGGCAGCAGUCCAUCCAUAUUGCAGCCUGUCCAAGCCAUUUCCAUCGGUCUAUUCCUGGCUUUGCUGUAUUGGUGCUUCGGCCAGUUUUGGUAGAAAGAGCGGUUGGAUGCCCUGGAUGCCGAUGGUUGCUGCAGUGGUCGCUGUGACAGCAGUGGUGCUUUAUCCCAACUUGACCAAGAGCUCCUCCUGAGAACCAAUCAGAACACUCGUUGUCUCAACCACUUCCUGUCCCCAGCACGGCCCUCUGUCCAAUCCCAACGUUCGGUCUAAACCUGAACCUAAUACCUCUCAUUUUGACAAAACAACCCCGAUGUCUGUGUAAAAUGCAAAUGUAUAUAGUAUAAAAAGAAAGAGGGAAUAAAGUUGUAAUGCAUAUUAUAGAAUAAAUAAUCUAUCAGCGUUUUUGUCACUCGAAUGGAAAUUUUGAUGAUUAAAAAUGGCGUUCAACUAGGUCUAUUUUCACGUUUUCUUGAAUGGGUACCAUGCAAGUUUUGGUUUCUUGGACUCUUCUAGUGGUUUGCCAUCUUAGAUGUGGUAAUCCAUCUAGAUGUACAGCCAAAUGAGGAUCUGAACUCUAGGGCACUGAGGGGAGAAGUGCCUACUUUAAAUACUACUAGGACUAGUUCACAUUAAAGUGCCACUCAUGCAGCGUCUCAUCGAUUCGAAUGAAAAAAAAAAAAUUUAAUUGCACGUCAUCUGUGCUGUUAUUGUGUGUUCGAGCCGACAUGCUUCUAGCACAGUGAUGUCAUUGUUUCUCUUGUACCUUGUAUUAUAUAUAAGCAAAUGUUCAUGUCUGGAGACACUACAAGUAUCUAGGUGAUUUUAAAAUUCAACGUUAGGAUUGUGGUCAGUGUCAAACAGAUGGAGAACUGACCUAAAAAACAAAAAACUAAUGUUGUAGCUUUUUACCAACAUACUGUCCUGCUGUUCGGACUGAGAUGGAGCACUUUUGAGUUUCUGUCGUUAAAACUCCUGCAGUACCUCCUGAUAAAGGCUCUGGGAUUUUGCUGCCUUACCUGUAACACACAGGUUUCUUCUCACAGAAUGAAAUUGGAUGCAAAGGCUUUAAAAUGAAUGGGGUUAAUGGGUGGAAGCAUCACUGAUCCGCUCUCGUGAAGCACAGAAAUGGGUGAGAGUGAAUUAUUCUGAGGGUGAACGGGAAUGUGUUGUUUAAAUGUGGAUGUGCCAGCUGCUUUGAGACUGCAGGAAGAUGAAUUAAUCAAUGAUGUGUUUAGUGUGUGGUUCACAUUUGUCUGCUGUGCUGUAAAUAAACAGUCGUGGAGCAAAAAGCAGAGCUCAUCUGGUUCAACGUUUCGAGGACUUUGUUUUUUCAUCUUUUGUUUCACUGGAAAUACAUACUGCAACAAAAAUCCAUUGAACACUUCAACAUGGAUUUGAACACGAAUGCAAAAAAGCAAAGCUUGUAGCACAGAAAGGAUAGCUUUAAACAGAUCUCUUGCAAUGAAAGUAGUGUUUUUUUUUUGUUGUUCUUUAAAAAGCAUGAUGGACUUUAUUUCUAAAGUCUGCUUGGAACAUCGUCCUUCACGUCAGAAGAAUGCUCACAGGCCGUUUGUAAAUAUGUAUGUAUGAAUGUUUGUGUGUAAAUAUGUUAGUCACAGAAUAAACAUUGGAUAUAAAUGAUAUCAGUCACAUCUAAUCUGCUGCUGAAGCCAGUUUUUAGGAUAUGAUGCGUUGGCCUUUUCUUAUCCUUUUAAUUGAGACACCAGUUCUUCGUUCAAGUUCGAUUAAGAUUAGUUUUAUAGAUGCAUUUGUACCUUUAAUUUGGCUUAAACACAUGCCGUUUUUGACCAAGCACUUUUUCUUUUUAAUUGCAAAUUAAAGUUUUGGAACUCGUUGAUGAUGACGACAAACUUUAGAACUGAGGAAAAGAUGCAAACGGUGAUGUAAAGUUGCAGGGCAUAGCUGAACCUAUAAAGGCUGGUUUUUGUAAGCAUAAAGUUUGUAUUUGUGAUUCUCUGUCAGUUCAUAGUGGUGCAAUAAAGUUUCUCACAAGUUAAACAUGGGCCUUUGGGCAAAGAUCUCUUUAAACUGCUCGCCAACCAAGUCAGUACAGUACAGCACACUGCCUGUAUAUAUUUCUAUUCGUAAAUACUGUUUUUUUUUUCUUGAACUGAGAGAGCUUGGAAAUACACUUUUGUUUUGAACAUCAAAGAUAGUUAAUUGUCCAAAUUCUAUUUUGUAAAGACACAGAAUGAUAUAACAAAGUUUCUGGAAUACAGAAAAGGUUUUUGCACUAACAAGUGUGAUGUGCAUGACUUCAAUAAAACAACUUCACUUUA